UAAAUCGUUCCUCCCACGCCGUUGAAGACCCGGCAAUUCACCUUAAUUCUCCUCUUUUCCCGGCUACAGUACACUCUGCCCCUACUACUAUUACUACAAUUUCUCUAUUUGAAAUAUACAAACAAAUAAAGGUCAAAACUAACAAACUUUUUUUUCUCUCUUUUCCCCCUAUAUAACUUCCCCCUCUCAUUUUCGUUCCCUCCCCCUUUUUCUUCUUCUUCUUCUUUCUCUCUUUCAUAUUCCAAUUAAACUUCAUUUUAUUUUAUUUUCCAUGGAAAAAGAUUACUUCAUCAACGGUGCAAUUCCUAAUCCACCCCUCCAAUUUGAACCACCCACUAUGCAAUUCCCUUCUUGGAACUCCCUACAUUGGGAUCAUUCUGCUGAUCAAUUUAACCAAUUUGACUCAACUUUGAACUCAUUAGUAAACAACAAUUUACCAAAUCAUCCUUACAUUGGGAACAAUAAUAGUAAUAAUACUAAUACGCCUGUUAACUCUCCACCUAAGUUACACAUACCCAAUUUGGUAAAUUCACUUCCUCCUCCAUUACCAGCUCUUUCAACUGAUCCUGGUUUUGCACAAAGAGCUGCUAAAUUUUCUUGUUUUGGUAGCCGUAGUUUUAACGGUAGAACGAGCCCGUUACCGUUAGAAUUGUCACAUAGAUCUGCUCAACCAUUGGGAAAUGGAAAAUUGCCUAGAGUUUCGAGUAGCCCUUCUCUCAAGCAAGGUGGAUCGCCUUUACAAAUCAAGAAUUCGGGUCAAACCCGUAUGGAAAUUAUGUCAGGCAAAAUAUCUGGACAGGCCACUAAUUUUAUUGAGUCCCUUUCAGAGCCAAGUGGAGAAACAGGGUCGAAACCUCCAACAACUGAACUGAAUAAUUCUAGGAAAAGAAAAACUGUUUCAAGAGGGAAAACAAAAGAAGAUUCACCUAUGGGAGGUGAAGCUGAUGAUAGUGCAAGAGCAAAGCGAUGUAAACAAGUGGAAGGUAAUAAUGGGACUGAAAAUGGAACAGUUAUCAUGGAAGAAUCAAAGGAAAAUGAGGAAAAUCAAAAGGCUCCUGAUCCAUUAAAGGAUUAUAUUCAUGUUAGAGCAAGAAGAGGACAAGCUACUGAUAGCCAUAGUUUAGCAGAAAGGGUGCGAAGAGAGAAGAUUAGUGAAAGGAUGAAGCUUUUACAAGAUCUUGUACCAGGGUGUAAUAAGGUGACAGGAAAAGCACUAAUGCUUGACGAAAUAAUAAAUUAUGUACAGUCACUCCAACGACAAGUCGAGUUUCUAUCCAUGAAGUUGAGUUCAGUGAACCCAAGUUUGGAUGAUAUAUGUCAACCAAAUGGCUCUCUGCCCCAACCUGUUUUUUCAGUAGAUAAAACAUCAUCUGCUUUACCUUCUUACCAACAUAACGAUAUUCCAAAUGGGGCAUUAAGUCAAUGCUCAGUGGAGACUUCACUAUGCCGCAGCCUAGGAAUGCAAUUACCUCCUCUUGAUGGAUUUGCUGAUUAUCUUAAUCAGUUCCCUACAAUGUGUGAGGAUGAUCUGCAAAGCAUUGUGCAGAUGGGAUUUAACCAAAAUAGCAACAAAGAUCUGACACUACAAUCACAAGGUUUUCCUGGGCCUCAUGAAACGUCUCACAUGAAAAUUGAGAUGUAAAAGCCCCGCCCCUGCAGAAGAAAGAGGCUGUUGUGUAUAUAGGAAGAGAUUUUUAGUUUAAUCUUCUUCAGAAAUUACUAAUUCAUAAUAUUAGAUUUAGUUUUGAGGAUUGACUUCCCUAGUAGUCCUCCUAAUGUAUAAUUGAUUUCGGUUUACUAAUUUUUGCUUUGGUAAGUCAUGAGUAUUUAUUGUAAUAUAAUCUUAAGAUCGAACAGUCAUUUGGGUGUAAAGUCGUAACAGCACAUGUAAGAUAAGUAUUAUAUUUCUUUGUAAAUCAAUGAGAAAUUGAGAUGUUAUUAUGAGC
Molecule: messenger RNA, 1946 nt
Organism: Lycium barbarum (goji berry)
Lineage: Eukaryota; Viridiplantae; Streptophyta; Magnoliopsida; Solanales; Solanaceae
Product: transcription factor bHLH62-like
Exons: 8
Coding region: 272-1642 (456 amino acids)
Biological process (GO): regulation of DNA-templated transcription
Cellular component (GO): nucleus
Molecular function (GO): protein dimerization activity; DNA-binding transcription factor activity
Source: RefSeq, a predicted model, not a curated record